AUGUCGACCUUUUCCAAAAGUCCUCUUUCCUCCCAAACACCUCAACCACAAUCACCAUCACCAUUAUCACCAUUGAAGAAAAAGAAGAUGUCUAUUACUCAAACUUAUUACCUUGCCCACACUGCUCGAGGUAAGCUUUCUUCUGAAGCUUCCCGAGCAGAUCACAACCUUCGUCUUCUCGUCGGACACGCAAACCUUCUCGAUUCAUUAAUGCUUGAGCUUGCCGAAGCUGAGCAAGAGCAAGAGACUUGGUUCAACCAAUCCGUACGAAAGGCCACCAAGCAAGAAGAUCCCAAACACAUCCAAUGGGCCGAUACCGUGGUCGAAGAACCCGAAGAGGAUUGGGAAACAUCCGACCUCGAUAACGAUGACUCCUCAGAUUCCGGCAGCGAUUACGACUCGGAUGAAGAAAUGGAAGAGCCAUCCUUGGGUUCAAUAACUCGCAUGUCAUCACACAACAUGGUUGAUCCAGUCGUAGUCUCCACACGAGAAAUCGACGAGGACGAUGAAGAGGAAUUCCAAGAUGAUGACGAAGAUUACCCAAGUCUCCAACUCACUAAAACCAAAUCACACUCAGCAUCCCACCCCCCAGAACUCGAUCACGAUUCCGAUGACUCCUCGGAAGAUGAAUCCAUGCCACCCUCUCCCCCAUCCGAUACCUUCCCCAGCUUCUCGGAAAAACAACCAAUCGCUUCAUCCUCCUAUUACAGCAAAUCUACCCCCUCCUCCUCGAUACCACAAUCCGAACAACAAACCUUCUUCGACGAAGGUUUCUAUCUACCCCCUCGACAAUCCACGGGUUUAAUAAGUGCUAUUAGCGUUUAUUAA
Messenger RNA from Sclerotinia borealis F-4128, 828 nucleotides. The record is from the annotation of a GenBank genome assembly. NCBI's taxonomy places the organism in Eukaryota, Fungi, Ascomycota, Leotiomycetes, Helotiales, Sclerotiniaceae.